Sipha flava (yellow sugarcane aphid) is the source of this 548-nucleotide messenger RNA. It is a transcript of the gene RpI12, whose product is annotated as DNA-directed RNA polymerase I subunit RPA12. Gene Ontology annotation, molecular function: DNA-directed RNA polymerase activity; zinc ion binding; nucleic acid binding. The record is from RefSeq and is a predicted model, not a curated record. Gene Ontology annotation, biological process: termination of RNA polymerase I transcription; DNA-templated transcription. Gene Ontology annotation, cellular component: RNA polymerase I complex. The transcript is spliced from 4 exons. The coding region runs from base 101 to 472 and encodes 123 amino acids. NCBI's taxonomy places the organism in Eukaryota, Metazoa, Arthropoda, Insecta, Hemiptera, Aphididae.
GAUAACGCUUGUUGCGGUUGAUGACGGUGCUGAUGGCGUACACGGUCAAUGGGCGCGGACGUUGCCGUCGUUUCGAGGUUAUGUCCACUGGUCGAAUAAAAUGGAACUGAUCAAAAACAUCGAAACAUAUCCCGGGUUUUGCACCAAGUGCGGUUCAAUACUACCGGCAUUGAACAUGGAAGAAUUUGUGAAAUGUUAUUCUUGUAAAACUGUUUUUGGACCAGAAAUUUAUGGGAAUUCAGAGUCUACAUAUGAAAUUAUUUUGAACUCUGUAGAAGAUAUUGAUAAUGUUGUUAAAACUGAGCAUAAUAAAGGUGAAAUUGAGGACGGUCCAAUUGCUGAAAGAAGGUGUAAUGCUUGUGGUCAUAACCAGAUGUCCUAUGCAGCUGUACAACUAAGGUCAGCUGAUGAAGGACAAACUGUAUUUUAUACCUGCCUUAAAUGCAAAUUCAAAGAUGCAGAAAACUCUUGACAUAAUUUCAAAUAUUUGGAAUCUAUUUUUGUACAAAACCAUUCAGUUGAAUAAAAUUGUUUAUGUUUUUAUAAAA